Kwoniella shivajii is the source of this 753-nucleotide messenger RNA. RefSeq lists its product as uncharacterized. The transcript has 4 exons. The record is from RefSeq and is a predicted model, not a curated record. Lineage: Eukaryota; Fungi; Basidiomycota; Tremellomycetes; Tremellales; Cryptococcaceae. The coding region runs from base 1 to 753 and encodes 250 amino acids.
AUGGCUUCAACAUCUACAAGACGAAUUGCAGUAAUCUUAGGAGUCGGACCUGGACUUUCAACCUCGAUAGCCAAAGCAUUAUCUCCUACACACUCCUUAUUAUUGCUCUCGAGAUCAUUACCUGAUUCUCUCCCCAAAUUGAACUUACCUUCUUCUAUACCCAAAGAGAAUAUACUGGCGUUACCCUCUGAUGGAUCGGUACAUUCUCUACAGAAAGCUUUUGAGGAUUUAAAGAAACAUUGGCCAGAGGGGAAGGUAGAUGUGGGUGUUUAUAACGUCAAUGAGAAAUUCAGCUUGAAAGGAUUUUUGGAAAGGGAUGAUAGUGAUUUAAAAGAUGGUUUAGAGAGCGGUGUUGUUGGUGGAUGGAAUUUAUCAAAAUCACUUUUACCUAUGUUUCUCUCCAAUUCACCUGAUUCAACGACCGGUGCAAAAGGAACGUUGAUCUUUACAGGAGCUACAAUGUCAUUAAAGGCAGGUGGUAAAUUCUCUUCAUUGGCAGCAGGAAUGUUUGCUCGUAGAGCUCUUGCACAAUCUCUAGCUAGAGAAUUCGGUCCGCAGGGUAUACACGUUUCACAUGUUGUCAUUGAUGGUAUUAUCGAUACCACCAGAGUACAAGGUAUGAUGGGUGAUGAUAAAGAUGAUAGACGACUUAAACCUGACGAUAUCGCUCAAACUUAUUUACAUCUUGUCAAUCAACCUAGAUCAGCUUGGACACAUGAAUUAGAUAUCAGACCUGAUACAGAAUCCUGGUAA